AUUUAUUACGGAGUACUUUUCUUUUCCUCUUCUCCGUCCCCGUAAGGAUCGGUCUAUGAUUACUUUCAUUCGGAUUAGCAGUUAGUUUCCUCUUCCGUUUCUGGAUCUUGAUUUUUACCCUCUUGAAAGAUCUUCGUCAAAGGAUAACUGCAGACUCAAAAAGGUACCACACAAUAUCAACCGUGAGUUGAGGCCAUGAGUUGAGGCCAUGAGUUGAGGCCAUGAGUUGACGAAGUUUCUCUUGAUAAAAUGUGAGGCUCCCAGUAUACUAAUAGAGGUUAAGGCAGAAUGGGAAAACAUGAGGAGUCAGUUGAGUGCUAAGGUCAUCUGCAAUUGAAAACGGAAGAUGACAAACUGUUGGAUAUUUUGCUGCCAGAUGAGAGCGAGAGGGAAGACAAGCUAUGGUUGGUUUUUACAGAGAAGAGAGUCAGUUUUGUGGCGUUUAGGGACACAAAUGGCUUCUUUUUGGAGACCGGACAGAGGUGUAUCAAUCAAAGAAAUAGAUGAUAAGCGGUAAAUCUUCUCUUUUUAUCAUGAAAUUGAUAUUAAGCAUGUUAUAGAGUAUGGUCCAUGAUUGUAUGAUCAGAAUCAUGUGGUGUUGCGUGAGCUCAAGUUAGAUGAUGUGCCUUUGAAAGUUCCUCUAUUUUUUUUUCGAUUUUUUUGGGUCCAAGUGCAUUACCGUAGGUCACUUGACUUUAAGGGUUGCAAGAUUCAUUGGUAAUUAUCUUGGAUGUUUCAGUAAACUUGGGCGUUGGAGGGCCUAUUUGAGGAUCCGGGUCCGUCUUGGUAUAAGGAAACCCCUCAAGAAAAAUUUAAAGGUUCAAAAAAAAUGAAUGGGGAUUGUCUAUGGGUAGAUCUGAGAUAUGAAAAGCUUCCAAAGUUCUGUUUUGCUUGUGGCUGUAUUGGUCAUGGAGAUAAAUUCUAUCCCCAAGCUCUUUUACAACCAAAUUCAGAACUUAUAAGAGAGUUUUGGCCGUGGAUGAGAGCUAGUAGUGGGCAUACUAGUAGAAGGGGAGGUAGCAAGUGGCUUGUUGGUGAAAAGGCAAUUAAGCAGGGGUUUGGCACUGCUGUGGGAAUGAAGAUAUCUACUCAGGCAAUGGAGAUAUUGGAGUUGAGUUCUAGUUCUGUUGUUUUUGUAGGUGAGAUGAAGAAUCCAGAGAGCCCGAAUAAAGGAGUAAAGGUUGUUGAACAAAAACGCCGUCAGGGUGGACUUGGAAUCAUCAUCUGCAUGCACAUUGAUGGAGAUUGAAACCUGUGGCAGAAAAAACGGGGUUGGGGCGAGAUUUGGAUAAGGCAGAUUUGGAUCUAGAUUUUGUUCAAGUUAUGGACUCCUCUCUUUUACCAAUGAUUUCGAUUAGGAAGGUAAACAUGGAUUUUGGGGUCAUUCGGGCUAUAAUCAUAGGGAUUAAGAAGAUGUCAGUGGAAAUUGUGGUGAUGGGCUUGCAAGGAAUGUUUCAAGAUGAAGGGUUGAUGAUCCACCCCCCUCCUGAGCCACCGCCGAGGAUUUCAUUUUAGAUAUUCGAUUUUACAUUAAUUUGUUUCGCUUAUUUGAUUUUUUAAAGAAGUGUUUUUUUAUUCAUCCUUGAGAUAUAAAAAUGGUUCAAUACCACAGCUGUGGUCCACUUUGUUCUUUUCCUUAGCUAUGGUUUUUCGAGUGUUCUUAGGUUUUGGAUGUUAGUAUGUCUUGUGUUUUGUUGUUUUGGUGGCAAAAUAGAUAUCCCUAGAUGAGCAUAUCUCCACUAAUACCACUGCAGACGCCGACUGAUGGCAUGAAUCUCGAUUUUGCGGUCUUGGUGGAUUUGGUCAAUUGCGUAUAGGAUUGAUAACAAGAUGGGAAAAGGAGGUUUCUGUCAAUUGAAUGUUGGCCACCAACUUUUUAAUAACUGGUCUUGGAGUUGUAAAAAUGGCUCUAAAAUUUGAGCACAAGAGCAGCAAAGGUUGUAACUAUGGAUAACCUUAUGAGUGGCAACCCUACAAGUGGUCAAAACCUUCUAAAGCAAGGCCUCAUCUGCAAUCACAGGUGAAAGAACAGGGGUGAAGAGACAAUAAUUGUUGUGCCCCGAACCGACAAAAAAAGUUUCUAAUUUCAUUUUUUACGGGUAAACAACCGGACAUUUUAUUUUAUUUUUUAUUGUUUCUAUUUUUUAUUUUUCGAUUUAUUGCAAUUUUGACACUUUAAUAGUUUAAGGAUGCGAAUUGGACCUUUUUUACCGGUAGUUUAGCUGCGAAAAAAAUGAAAUUUGAACCCUUUUUGCCGGUUCGGGUGCCAAUGGGACCAUCUUUUAGUUUAUUGAUUUAAUUGAGCUUACACGAUCGCUACAAGGGCCCAUUUUAGCUCU
Messenger RNA from Cuscuta epithymum, 2339 nucleotides. NCBI's taxonomy places the organism in Eukaryota, Viridiplantae, Streptophyta, Magnoliopsida, Solanales, Convolvulaceae. The record is from the annotation of a GenBank genome assembly.